UUUUUUCUUGUAUUUACAUCAAUACACAUGUCAGCUGUUUCUUCUGAUUCAAGUUAUUUUUUUGUCUGAUUUUGUCUCUGCUGACUAACGGCCUGAGGGAAACCCCAUCAUCCUUGUUGGACUUUUUGUUUUUCCAUUUGUUCUGGUAUCGUCAGCGUGAACGUGUUUCCUCCUUUGUCAUGCCAGAACCCCCUCCACCCUUUAACUCCGACAACCCGCUUCCUGUCCCUUCAGCUGUUCCCCUCCUCUCCUUCCCAGUGCCUCUCCAGAGCCGUUUCAGCUCCUCCACCGUCUCCCUCUGCGCGUUGUGAUUUUGGUGUUUUUGUUUUCCGAUGUGCUGCUCGGUGGGUUUUGCCCGGUCUUUGGGCCUGGCUCUGCUGCCGCUGGCACUCUGCAGCAUUUUGGCCAACCUGCUGCUGCUGUUUCCAAUGGGAGAAAUCACCUACAUGCAGCAGGACCGACUCGCCAGCUACAUCUGGUACUUUGGUGGACUGGGAGGCGGAGGGCUGCUGAUGCUGAUUCCAGCUGUGGCCUUCAUCACUCUAGGGAAAUGCAGCUGCUGCUGGAAUGAAAGCUUAAUGAUGUGCGGCUCGGUUCUGGCGGCCAUCGUCGGUCUCCUGGGCUCUGGUUACUGCUUUGUCAUUUCAGGCCUGGCUUUGGUUCAGGGCCCCCACUGCUUCACCUUCUAUGGGUGGUCGUACCCCUUCGCAGACCAGCGCGGCAGGUAUCUGCUGCAGCCUGAAAUCUGGUCGCGGUGCCUCCAGCCCAUCAACAUCGUAGAAUGGAACGUCACUCUGCUGUGCGUGUUACUGGGCCUCGCAGUGCUGGAGUUUAUUAUCUGCCUUUUACAGCUUGGAAACGGUUUAGUGAACGCCAUCUGCCGGCCCUGCUGCUACAAGCAGGAGUACAGCCUCAACGCUUAGAGAGGCACAUCUGCAUGGACGCUGGGCGUAUCACAGAAACAACAGUACAAUACAGCAACAACUGUGAUAUAGACACAAGUAAGCUGUUUCAUGCUGAUGGGCUAAAGCAGGGACGUCAAACUCAUUUUCAUUUUCCUUUACCAGAAUGCAUUCAUAAAACUCAUUAACAAACUGUUAAAAUUUUAAUAAAUUGUGUCUCCAUAUGUGUUUCUUAAAAUUAAAUAAUAAAGAACAACGGCGUAUUAGGGCCAUUGUAGAUGGAGAAAAAAAAGUGUAAAGACUCAGAAAUUUUCAAGAAAAUCUUUGAAAUUCCUGAACUUGAAAAAUGUAAAAUUUGAGUAAAAGAAUCUGAAAUUUUGAGAUUAAAAUAGAACAUUUUUGAGUGUCAAAAGUCAAAGAUUUUCCACUUUUGAAACCCAGAAAAUUUCAAGCAAUUUUUCUAGAAAAUUUCUGAAAUCCACCUCUAAAGUUCUGAGUUUUUCUCUGGCAAAUGUUCAACUUUUCAAAACCAGAAAUUUUUGUUUUUGCACAAAAAUUUCUGAGAUUUUUCUUUUCAAACUUUUUUCAAACCAUUUCUGAGGUUAAUCUCAAAAUUUUUUCCUUGACAUUUUCUCCAGUUUUUUUGUAUCUCAUACACUGUUGUAGCCACAGAAGGAUUUUUGCAAUUUUGCAGUUUUUUUUUGCAAUCAACAUAACUGAUUUUGCAGAGCUAACUUAGAAAUACUUGCAAAAAAUGUUGUGAUAUUUGUAAAUGAUAUAUGUAAAAGAGCAAAUGUGACUUUUUGUUACUUGUCUCAUCGAUCAUGGACUAAAAUAACGCUGAGGUAGAAGUAGAAGUAAGAAACUGCCACCUAAAGAUUGAAGUUUGUCACUUAAACCCACAUAAAUCCAAUGUUUUAGACCGUUUUUAUGAAAAAUGAUAAAUAAAUUCACGGCUGUGUUCUAUAUUUGUCUCAGGUCCAGUAGGUUGACUUUAUAACAGAAACACUCAGCAUCUCUGUAUUUAUUCUAGCAAUUGAGGUUCUGCCCUUAACAUUAAAUAAAAUACAAUAAAUUACCCUAAACCAACUACAAAGCAAUGAUUCCCAAAGAGCAGCUCACAGCAGUUAAUUGUAAAAUUAAACAAAAUUAAAACGAAAUUAAAAACAGGUAAAAACAGAAAAACAUGACAAAAUUACACAUGAAAUACUGUAUAUGAUUAAAAAUCUAAAAUGUUAAGAGAUAAAUCUUCUAAAGAAAAUAGAGCUGAUUCUAAUACAUGAUACAGUUACCGACGGCAACAGAAAAGGGGGAGGAGCUGUCAGUUACUGGUUGCUACGGUAACUGCCAACCGCUUAUGCAAAAGAAACAUGACAGAAUUUAAAUACACCAAGAAAUAUCACAAGAAACAACCUGUUGACUAAGCAUAAUAAAUUUGAAGAAUAAAUACGUUUCGACAAACUUAUUAUCUAUAGAAAGGUUAAAAUAAAAUCUUAGUGAGGAAAAAGUUCUGGGAUUUGUUGAUUUUGGGUUGACGUCUGUAAUUGUGGAAUUAUGGAGAACUGUACGGACUGAUUGAUGUAAUUUGGCAGUUACAGAAAAAAAAACUGCUUUGAUUUGACAUAAUAAUAUUUAAAAACAUAGCUGUUACUAUCCAGGAGUCCCUGUGAGAGGCCACAUGAUUAGCCACGGUGGGCUGGAUUUGGCCCCCGCGCCUCGAGUUUGACACGUCAAUGAGUUUAAUGAUAGAGUGGAGUGACUUUAUUGUUGUCUUUAAAAUAAUCUUAAAAAAUAAAGUCAGCUGUUUUCUUUAAGCAGUGUGUAAAUCAGACCCUCUGAGUAAAUGAAAGUACUUUCAACCUUCAAGUGUCCUUUCAUCAAGUUUUUAGGUAUCUUGUGUGUUUUUUACAUGUUGCUGUAAAUUGCUACCUUGAUAUCCGUCAGUUUGUAGUUCAUUAUUGAAUGACAUUUUAUAUCCGUUUUAGUUAUUUUUUUUAUGAUGUGCUGUUUAUUUUUGCUGCCUUGAGUAAAUAAAUAAUUUCAAUUUUA
Molecule: messenger RNA, 2951 nt
Organism: Gambusia affinis (western mosquitofish)
Lineage: Eukaryota; Metazoa; Chordata; Actinopteri; Cyprinodontiformes; Poeciliidae
Gene: tm4sf1
Product: transmembrane 4 L six family member 18
Exons: 4
Coding region: 333-923 (196 amino acids)
Cellular component (GO): membrane
Source: RefSeq, a predicted model, not a curated record